GCAAAAAUGGCAUCACUUUCGCUCACUCAUGCUUCACGCAGGCUCCUCACUCCCUCUCUCUCUUUUUCACAGCUAAGAACAAGGAUAAUAAAGAAUCUUGCUUUCGACAGCCAAUUCAUGAGUCGAUCUUUUUCCAGGAAAAAUUCCGUUUUGCUUUCCUCAAAUUUUAGAACCCGAAUUGCUUGCAUGUUAAGAACCGCAUCUCCAGGAGGCAAGGAUGAUCAAAAGCCAAGUGGCGAAACUGAGAAAGUUGGUGGGGUUUCAUCGUGGAUUGAUUACUUACCCAGAGAAAUUCAGUCUUACGCUAAGCUUGCUCGCGUGGAGAAGGCCAUCGGUACAUGGUUAUUGAUUUGGCCCUUUGCAUGGUCAGCUACGUUGGCAGCACCGACUGGAAGCCUUCCUGAUUUCAAGACGUUAGCUCUAUUUGCUUCUUCAGCUCCACUUUUGAGGGGUGCUGCUUGUACCAUAAAUGAUAUCCUGGACCGUGAUAUUGAUAGAAUGGUGGAGCGUACAAAACUGAGGCCGAUCGCGAGUGGCGCUGUCACUCCAUUUCAAGGACUUUGUUUUUUUGCGUUUCAAUUAAUUUUGAGUCAUGGAAUUCUCCUCCAACUCAUCAAUUAUAGCCCGAUCUAUGAGGCUUCAUUGAUCUUUCUAAUGUCUACCUAUCCUCUCAUGAAGAGGUUCACAUAUUGGGCCUCGGCGUACUUAGGCUUGACCAUCAACUGGGGGACCUUGUUCGGCUCGUAUGCAAUUAAAGCAAGCUUAAUACCCUCCAUUCUGUUACCUUUGUACAUGUCUGGUAUAUUUUGGACUCUUGUGUACGAUACCAUAUAUGCGCACCAGGAUAAAGAAGAUGAUAACAAAGUUGGUGUUAAAUCCACAGCCUUGAAAUUUGGUGAUUCAUCGAAGGAGUGGAUUACUGCGUUUGCAAUUGCAUGCAUCAGUAGUCUGGCUCUAAGCGGAUACAAUGCUGAAAUAGGCUGGCCUUAUUAUGUGUUUCUGGCCGCUGCAUCUGGACAAUUAGCUUGGCAGGUAGGAACUGCUAAUCUGUCAUCCCCAGCUGAUUGCAGCAGAAAGUUUGUGUCCAACAAAUGGUUUGGUGCCCUUACUUUCGGUGGGGUUUCAUUGGGAAGAGUCUUCCCUUAAAGCUUCUAAACACUGGAAGCGGCAGCUGCUAUAAUGUCUAUUGUUGUUUCAAAUACGUUUGCUGAAUCUCACCCUUCUUCGCAACGAGUUGGAGUUGGAAUUAACCGCACAGGACAUUUACUGAUUUGCAAAAGGUACGGAGUCUCUGCCGAUUUGUGAAAGAAAGGGGCAAUAAUUUGUAAUAAAUUCUGUUCGGUCAGUGGAAAUGAAAGGCAGACAGAGGAGUCGAAACUUAUAAUAACCAUUUGCGAAUUAUAUA
Theobroma cacao (cacao) is the source of this 1405-nucleotide messenger RNA. Its product is annotated as 4-hydroxybenzoate polyprenyltransferase, mitochondrial-like. NCBI's taxonomy places the organism in Eukaryota, Viridiplantae, Streptophyta, Magnoliopsida, Malvales, Malvaceae. Gene Ontology annotation, molecular function: 4-hydroxybenzoate polyprenyltransferase activity. The record is from RefSeq and is a predicted model, not a curated record. Gene Ontology annotation, cellular component: mitochondrial inner membrane. Gene Ontology annotation, biological process: ubiquinone biosynthetic process.